GAGAGAGGUGCAGUUUGAUCAGUCAACACCAGCGACCCACCACUCCGAUAAUCUGCAGAGGGAGACUCAGAAGCCCACCCUUAGUUCUGUAGCUAAGUCCUCAACUUCAUGUCUAACAGGUUCGCUACGAUCCAGCAGCGUCGUGAUCCUGAAGCUCCGUGAGUGAACGACAAAAACAGAUAUCUGGUUCCUGUCACCACCAUUGUGAAGAAGUCAUACUCUGGAAGUUUCUCUAAAACGAAGCAUUUCAUGUCAACAACUUUGAAUGACCUUUGUUUACAUCUUAUCAAUUGAAGGUUUUUGGGACCAGAUGACAGUCGUCAUGAGGCUGUGACGGAUUCUCUCUGAGUACAGUCUUGACAGACAUGAGCAUGGCAACUGCCAAAAAAGCUUCCUCUAAAGCGGGGGGCGUUCGCUUUGCUGAGGAGAACACUGCCGCCGCCGCCGCUGCUGCCACCGCUCACUCUCAUGUGCACUUCGACGAGAAACUGCACGACUCUGUUGUCAUGGUGAUUCCUGAGUCAGAUGGGAACUUCCUAGUUAAGGUGGGCUUCCUAAAAACUCAGCACAGGUAUGAGAUCAUCUUUACACUGCCGGAGGUUCCAGCGCUCGGGAAGGAUGUGUGUCCAGCUCCAGUGCCCAACCCUUACCUCCAGAUAAAAGAUAUUACAGCGGCCCCUGACGGGGGGCUAAAGGUGACAUGCGAGUACAUGGCUCACCAGGAGGGGGUGCUCUGUGAAGAGAUGCUGAUAGUCAGCGAGAGCAAAGAGGAUGUGUGCCUGAAGGUCAAAGUUCAUGCCCGUGUUAUGGACCGACACCAUGGGACGCCGAUGUUAUUAGAGGGGGUGCGGUGCAUUGGAGCUGAACUCGAGUAUGACUCGGAGCAAAGUGAUUGGCAAGGAUUCGACUAAACGCAUGAGCUAAACCUCUCAGACAUUUAUCAGUUCAGCAUAUCUGUAAUAGGAGGUAGGAGGUGGGGCUCGAAUAGUCCAUAUUCUGGAAUCCGCCCAACAAUCUAGAACCCAGUCAGGACCGUUUAGUGUCACUCUGCUUUCUCUUCAUCUGUCCACAUAUUUUGGAAAACCUGCAGAAGGUUAUGACAAUAGUUAUUGUUUUUUGAUGACAAUGGAAUUAAAAGUGUGUGUUUUCAGUGUGCGUGUGCGAGGCAAUAAUCCAAUUUUGUCCUCUUUUUAAUUCCAUAAUAUGGUUGAAUACUUGUCUAUUCUGAACCAAGCAAAGAACAAAUGUACUGUUAUUUGCUUGUAUGCUUGUUACUAAGCUUUCAGUUUAUGCUGCCUGGUUUUUCUUUUGUUCUUUUUUUUUUUUUGUUUCAUGUUUUGUCAUGCCCACCAGGGGGCGCCUGGACUUACUGUGAAUUACCAAAUUCCUCUUCAGUUCAGUAGGGGUCACUGUUGACCACAAAUGUGGCUCAGCAGCUAAAGGAGCGUUGAAGACAUCCAUCACUUCAAUCAGCAGUAGAGACACAACUGGUCUAAUGGAAACUGUGAACAGGGAUGUAUUUCUUUUUUUGUUGAACCUUUCUGUUUUAACCUGUAAGAUUACUUAUGUGAGGCAAAUUCUUCUGAAGAAAAUUUUUAAGUGGAAAAACUGCUUCCAGUGUCAAGCACAGGUCAAUUAUCUUUGCUCACCAGAGCCGCUCCACGCCUUUUAUUUUGAAUAAGUAGAAAGAUAGAAGAUUAUAGAAAUUCCCUAUUAAACUUCAUCUGGUGCACUUCAAGGGCUGUCCUUACUCUCUUAAAUAAUUCACGUAUUCAUUUUUGUAUCUUGAUUUGGUGGCUUAUGUUAAUUUGAAUAUGUCUAAGUGCCUAAGCCAUUCGUCCACUCCUCUCUACCCCUUUGUGCCCCAGACUCCAGCAUCUGUCUGUCACCAGUUAAUGCAGAAUGUCUGAAGCCUUACUGAAGCCUAGUAAUGUAAACGCAGUGUGUCUGUUUUAAUGCUUGAGCUUCUUGACUGUGAACGUGAAUCGCUCAUGUGAGUUGAUUCCUCAUAGUGAGACACUCUACAGUGUUUGUGAUCUGAGGCCUUUGUGGGUGUUAAUUUUGUUGGAAUGAACUGGCUGUGCGAACAAAUAGAUUUGAUUUGCUGGGCACAAAUUUUCUGCCUGGGUCUGUCGUGAAUACGUUUGCUUGUCCUUGAGUGUUGUCUACAGGCCUUUUCUAAAUCAAAUAAAGAAGACUGUUGACUGUA
Colossoma macropomum (tambaqui) is the source of this 2209-nucleotide messenger RNA. RefSeq names its product chromosome unknown C20orf27 homolog (gene adisspb). The transcript is spliced from 7 exons. Lineage: Eukaryota; Metazoa; Chordata; Actinopteri; Characiformes; Serrasalmidae. The record is from RefSeq and is a predicted model, not a curated record. The coding region runs from base 366 to 911 and encodes 181 amino acids.